AUGUUAGUUCCCCAAUCAAUGACUAAUUCCAUUCAUCUUGUAUUCUCUCCAAUACCAACUAGGGUUCAUAGAAUUCUCUCCAAUUCUUCUCCCUCCAGCAGCCUGUCUUAUCAUGGAUUAUCAUCCCCUCCUCCACCUUCUUCAUCGCCAGCAGCAGAGCAUACCUUGAAAGAACAUGAACCAAAUCAUUAUUCUUCUUCCUCUGUUUCAUCAGCAGACCUUCUAAAGAGAAAAAGGCCCGCAAGGAUCAACAUCCCGAUCAUUUCCUUCAGUUUCCCACCCGUUGAUACAUUCAGGGAAUUUGAGUUCCAAGAAGAUGCAUAUUCUGCCUAUUGCAAACGCGGGAAGAAAGGUCCCAUGGAAGAUCGAUAUUCAGCUGUCCUCAACUUUCAAGGAGAUUCCAAAGAGGGAUUUUUCGGUGUUUUUGAUGGGCAUGGAGGGUCGGCGGCUGCUGAGUUUGCAGCAAAGCAUAUGGACAAGAACAUCAUGGAAGAACUACGGAGAAGAAAUGAAUGCGGUGACGGUGAAGUAGAAGCAGCAAUAAAAGAGGGUUAUCUUAAGACCGAUAGGCAGUUUUUAAAUGAAGAUGAUAAUGUAAUUAGUGGGCGUGGAGGAGCUUGUUGUGUGACGGCCUUGAUACGUGAAGGAGAACUUAUAGUCUCUAAUGCCGGCGAUUGUAGGGCUGUGAUGAGCCGAGGAGGAGUGGCAGUGCCACUAACUACCGAUCAUCGUCCUUCAAGACAAGAUGAAAUGGCGCGAAUAGAAAGCCUGGGUGGAUAUGUGGAUAGUGGUCGUGGAGUUUGUCGAGUACAAGGAUCUCUUGCGGUGUCUAGAGGGAUUGGAGAUGGACAUUUAAAACCGUGGCUAACUGCUGAACCGGAGACAACCAUAUUACCUGUUUCCAGUGAUUGUGAAUUUUUGAUCCUUGCUUCUGAUGGACUUUGGGAAAAGGUCGAUAAUCAAGAGGCUGUAGAUGUAAUUCGGGCGCUUUGUACAGACGUUGAUAAUCCUGAACCGUUGUCGUCUGCAUGUAAGAAGCUCGCUCAAUUGUCGGUGUUAAGAGGCUCCAUUGAUGAUAUUAGCCUGAUUAUAGUUCAACUAAAUCGUUUCCUUAAUUAAUUUAUUUGAAAUAAUAUGCUUAGAGUAUGAUUGGUUUUGAUAGUUGUAAUAGACUUGCAAUAUUGAUAAUGUAAUUAGUGUUUAUAA
Impatiens glandulifera is the source of this 1206-nucleotide messenger RNA. Its product is annotated as probable protein phosphatase 2C 25. Gene Ontology annotation, molecular function: cation binding; protein serine/threonine phosphatase activity. The transcript is spliced from 4 exons. Gene Ontology annotation, biological process: protein dephosphorylation. Bases 1 to 1119 code for a protein of 372 amino acids. The record is from RefSeq and is a predicted model, not a curated record. Lineage: Eukaryota; Viridiplantae; Streptophyta; Magnoliopsida; Ericales; Balsaminaceae.